This is a messenger RNA of Priapulus caudatus, 198 nucleotides long. RefSeq names its product stress protein DDR48-like. The annotation marks the transcript as partial. The transcript has a single exon. The record is from RefSeq and is a predicted model, not a curated record. Lineage: Eukaryota; Metazoa; Priapulida; Priapulimorpha; Priapulimorphida; Priapulidae.
GUUCAUCCAGUGAUGAAAGCCAGUACAGUUCAUCUAGUGAUGAAAGCCAGUACAGUUCAUCUAAUGAUGACAGCCAGUACAGUUCAUCUAGUGAUGAAAGCCAGUACAGUUCAUCUAGUGAUGAAAGCCAGUACAGUUCAUCUAGUGAUGAAAGCCAGUACAGUUCAUCUAGUGAUGACAGCCAGUACAGUUCAUCUA